UAGCGUUUGGUUGCGACCACACCAUGUCCACCUUCGAGAAGCCUCAGAUCAUUGUCCACAUUCAAAAGGGCCUCAACUACACGGUGUUCGACUGCAAAUGGGUGCCCUGCAGUGCCAAAUUCGUGACGAUGGGCAACUUCGCCCGGGGCACCGGCGUUAUCCAGGUGUACGAGAUCCAGCGCGGGGACCUGAAGCUGCUGCGGGAGAUUGAAAAGGCUAAGCCCAUUAAAUGUGGAACAUUUGGUGCCGCUUCUUUGCAGCAGAGAUUCUUAGCUACUGGAGAUUUUGGUGGAAAUCUUCAUAUAUGGAACUUAGAAGCUCCAGAGAUGCCAGUGUAUUCUGUAAAGGGCCACAAAGAAAUCAUAAAUACCAUAGAUGGUAUAGGUGGACUUGGAAUUGGGGAAGGAGCCCCUGAAAUCGUGACAGGCAGCCGUGAUGGAACUGUAAAGGUGUGGGACCCGAGGCAGAAAGAGGAUCCUGUUGCUAACAUGGAACCUGCACAAGGAGAAAACAAGAGAGACUGUUGGACUGUGACAUUUGGCAAUGCUUAUAAUCAAGAAGAACGUGUUGUCUGUGCUGGCUAUGACAAUGGGGACAUCAAGCUGUUUGAUCUCAGAAACAUGUCGCUGCGGUGGGAGACAAACAUUAAAAAUGGGGUGUGCAGCUUGGAAUUUGACAGAAAGGACAUAAGUAUGAAUAAGUUAGUAGCUACAUCUCUAGAAGGGAAGUUCCACGUCUUCGACAUGAGAACACAGCAUCCUACCAAAGGCUUUGCUUCUGUUACAGAAAAGGCCCAUAAAUCCACUGUAUGGCAAGUCCGACACCUGCCUCAAAACAGGGAGAUCUUUCUGACAACGGGAGGCGCUGGGAGUCUUCACCUCUGGAAGUAUGAGUACCCAACUCAGCGGUCAAAGAAAGAUUCCGAGGGCUUGGAGAUGGGAGUCGCGGGUUCCGUCAGCCUUCUGCAGAACGUGACCGUGUCUACUCAGCCCAUCUCCAGCUUGGACUGGAGUCCUGACAAAAGGGGGCUCUGCGUCUGUAGUUCCUUUGACCAGAUGGUGCGUGUGCUGAUAGUUACAAAGCUCCAGAGCAUUUGAGUCAGACUUUACACUUGACGUUGUCCAGAGGGCUACUCACAGAGCUGUAAGUUCAUCUGUGUUCUGCAUUCUCUGGCCUCAUUGAAGACAGUUGGAUUUGAGUGCUGAGUGACAGCCAUGGGCACAAAGCCAGCCAGCCUCUAGCAUCUUAGGGUGUUUGCUGGCCUGACUAGCAUGCUGCUACACAUGAAGGUACCACACACCAGCACCAGCUUUGUUCCUUUCCCCCAUGUUUCUACUCAGAAAAGUUGGAGCCAGGAGUUGUGGUAUUUGCUGGUAGUGCCAGCUACUUAACAAGCUGAGGCAGGAGGAUCAAUGUAGCCCGUAAGAUCAAGACUAGCUUGGGCAGCAUAGUGAGACCCUGCCUUUAAAUACAGUUGUAUGCAAGCACUGAAGAGAUGGCUUACUGAGGAGAAGGUCGGAUGCUCUUGCUGAGGACCCAAGUUUAGUCCUCAGUACCUCUAUCAGGAGGCUUACAAUUCCUGUAACUCCAGUUGCAGGGCAUUUCAUACCAUUUUCUGGCUGUAUUGGGCAGUGGUACUCACAGACACAUGCACAUUCUUAGAAAUUAAAAAAAAAAAAGUAUUUAAAUUAAAAAAAAAUGUAAAAGCCAAAGUCAAUAGUUAUUAUUUUACUGUAUUUUAAGUCUGUUCUGUAUUUGCAUAGCUCUGUGCUUUCUCUGUACACUGUGCUCCUACUAGGAAUCACUUCACUUGGUCUCUAAGGUGCCAGAAGACACGGUUCGACUGGCCAGCCUGGAGCACUGUUUUCAGCAGUGUAACUGGUAAAAUACUGUGACUUCCCACUGUUUCUCUUUUACUCAGAUGCCAGCGUUAGUGGUCUUUUGACUGUGGUAAGUGAUGACGAGCCAUUGAAGAUUGGAGUAAUUUUUUUUAAACCUUUUUGUCAAACCUUUAAAGUAUAUAUUUUAAAAUAAACAUGCUUUUAAAAAUAUUUGGAGGCUUUGAUCCUUUCGUCUUGGUUCUCCCUCUCUUCCUCCUGUUAAGUAUACCGUAGUUUUGCUGUUCUUGACGCUGGCCCACAUCAUAAGCUGAGCUUCUGGACAGACUGGAUUAGUCAUACCUGCAUUAAACCUGUCUCUCCCAGCUCAGUCCAAAGGGACAGAGACACCUAUAAUAUUCAUAUUUACAAAACCAAUGAGCUCUUUAUUCCCAACAUGCUUUUGUAGAACAGUGCUGUGGAGGGUUAGGUGCUGGCUAUGUAAGGAGGAACACCUGAGUUCUGAGGACUCUCAUAAUAAGGUGGAAAGACACAGACACUCAAC
Mus pahari (shrew mouse) is the source of this 2382-nucleotide messenger RNA. RefSeq names its product WD repeat domain 92 (gene Dnaaf10). Bases 24 to 1097 code for a protein of 357 amino acids. The record is from RefSeq and is a predicted model, not a curated record. The transcript has 8 exons. NCBI's taxonomy places the organism in Eukaryota, Metazoa, Chordata, Mammalia, Rodentia, Muridae. Gene Ontology annotation, molecular function: ubiquitin binding.